Centropristis striata (black sea bass) is the source of this 1487-nucleotide messenger RNA. RefSeq names its product nuclear factor 7, brain-like. The record is from RefSeq and is a predicted model, not a curated record. Gene Ontology annotation, molecular function: protein binding. The transcript is spliced from 2 exons. Bases 1 to 1227 code for a protein of 408 amino acids. NCBI's taxonomy places the organism in Eukaryota, Metazoa, Chordata, Actinopteri, Perciformes, Serranidae.
AUGGCUACGGUCAGCUGUCUGCUGUCUGAAGAUCAGUUUCUGUGCUCCAUCUGUCUGGAUGUGUUCACUGAUCCCGUCAGCACACCGUGUGGACACAACUUCUGCAAAAACUGCAUCACUGAACACUGGAAUGUGAAUCACAGGUUCAUGUGCCCUUUGUGUAAUGAGACUUUUACCAAAAGACCUGAUUUAAGGGUCAACACGUUGUUCUCUGAGAUGGUUGGUCGAUUCAGACAGUCAGCUCUGCAGGAAGCCAGCAGUAGUAGCUCAGAGCAACAGAAAAAGGUCAGGCUGGAGACCGAAAUUCAGCAGAUGAUCCAGAAGAGACGGCUGAAGAUUCAGGAGAUCAGACAUCAGAUAUCAGAAGGAGUUCAGGUCUUCACUGCUCUGAAGGAGUCUGUUGAGAGAGGCCAAGCCAAUCUCAUUGAAAUGAUCAAAGAAAAGCAGAAAAGAACUGAAAAACAGGCCGAAGGCUUCAUCAAAGAGCUGGAUCAGGAAAUCUCUGAUGUCCAGUCUCGAAACACCCACCACCCAACACCCACCAAGGACUGGACAGAGGUCAGCAUCCGUCCAUCAUAUGAGGGGACUGUGGUGAGAGCUGUGGCUCAGCUGGAGGAGACACUCAGAGACAUGAAGAAACUGCUCCCUGAUUUUGAGCUGAAGAGAGUCCAGCAGUUUGCAGUGGAUGUGACUCUUGAUCCUGAUACAGCACAUCCUGCUCUCACCCUGUCUGGUGAUGGCAAACAAGUGAGUCAUGGUAAGGUGAAGAAGAAUCUGCCAAACAACCAAGAGAGAUUUGAGUUCCUACUCCGUGUUUUAGGAAUACCAGGUUUCUCUUCAGGCAGAUUUUACUACGAAGUUCAAGUUAACAGAAAGACUGACUGGGACUUUGGAGUAGCCAGAGAGUCGAUCAAUAGGAAAGGGAAAAUUGAACUGAGCCCUGAGAAUGGUUUCUGGACUAUGGGCCUGAGAAAUAGGAAAGAGUACAAAGCUCUUGCAAACCCUGGAGUUAGUCUCUCUCUGAAGUCUCCUCCUCAGAAGGUGGGGAUGUUUGUGGAUUAUGAGGAGGGUCUGAUCUCCUUCUAUGACGUAGAUGCUGCAGCUCUUAUCUACUCCUUUACUGGCUGCUCCUUCACUGGGAAACUCUUCCCAUUCUUCAGUCCUCAUAAUAAUGAAGGUGGUAAAAACUCUGCACCUCUGAUCAUUUCUCCUGUUGGAGUAAACUAAUCACUUAUCUUAUUUCAUGUAUUGAUUUAUUUCUAUUCAGGGAAACAAAUACCAUGUGGUUUACAUAUAAAUUUGUACAGUGUGUACUGUGGUAAUUGAUUUACACUUGUUUUUUAUUAUUUGCAUUCCAUUUCACAGUCAACAUGUUAAUUUGAACACCCACUGUUGAACUCUGACAUUUAUUUUCGCUUGAAGAAAUCACUAUUCAUCAAGAGACCACAUAUGUCAAGCUGAAGUCUGAGUCAAUUACGAAAGAAUAC